AUGGCAGACCUUGACAUUAUUGUAAAAAUGAUCAUUUACAGGUGCAGAGAGCUUGGAAACCCUGUCACUGAGCCACUCGCAGCAUACGUUGCCCAGACAGUUGUUAAUGAAGAGACUGGCAAGUUCUAUAUGGAAGACCAACUCAGUGAGGAAGAGGCUAAGGACCUGGCUGAGAAAGUUAUCACUAGGCUCCAAGAAACUGAUUCACCCAGUUUGAAUACUAUCAAGCUCCAGAUAGGCUAUGAUAGCGCCUAUGUACAGCAGGAGUACCACAGACAACAAAAUAUAACUAAUUUGUCUCAUGAAAGUAACAGGCUGAUCGAUGAGAUUGUUUCUUAUGAACCUCGGUCAGGAAAUGAUUUUGAAGGUAUCACUAUGCUUUAUAAGAGAAUCUUCAAUUACCUCUUGUACAAGAACAAGCAGCAUAUUAUUGGAAAUUUCUCAUCUAUUAAGUUAACUCAGAGCAUAUCAAAUACCAUUGAGAGAGAAGUAGCAGCUGCGUUAGAAUCUGUGCUUCCUAGGGCAGGACUCAGGCCCUUCAUUUCUCUGGCUACAGCUGAGAAAGUAGCACAACUAUGAGAGCUGUCCAACAUUGUCAUCGGAAUCAGACUAUUUAACAGAGAUAUUGGAAAGGGAGGUGUAGGCUUAGAGAGCUUUGAUGAUAUCAUCAAUCACCCAGCCAGGAACCUUAUCAACGAGCUUAAUGACGAAGUAGCUGAGAUAAUGGAGAGCAGUGAUAACUACACUAUCUACUUCAAUGUCCUUGAAGAGCUCGGUGAGGAAGCUGGCACUGAAGACGACAUCAGGCUCUACAAAGAUGAAUUGACCUAUAAAAGACAGUUUUUGAUCUACAUUCUUGAGCUGAAGUCAGAUGUCCAAAUUUCAGAGGGAAACAUAGAUGAUUUGCAGUCAAAGUAUACUAAAGAAAUUACAGAGCUGAAGGAACUGAUUGGAAAUAAGUCUUCGAUUCCUAAGGAUCAGGUUUACCCAAAGUUUGACAAUCUUUCCCAGAUUUAUUCCCAAUUACUCGAGGAGAAGAACCUAGCUAUUCUGAGAAAGGAACUAUUCAAGGUCCUACUCGAGUUUAAGGAGCUCAAUAUCGAAGCUACUUCACUUCAAGAAAGUUUGAUCAAGAAGGCUAAGGUCUUGUAUGUUGAGAAAGCUCAGAGAUUAGCUGAAUAUGAAGCUCAGAUUGCACAAAAUAUGGAAAGCCAGCAAGUUGGAGAUCCUGAUCAGAGUAUCCUUAGGCUGAUGCCUAAUAAUACUCCUGAUUUCAUGCACAUUCCUCUGGAUUAUUUAGGGUUCUGUCUCUGGACUAUUGUUGAGAAAGGAGGAUUGCUCAUGCCUGGUAAACCAAAUCUAGGAGUGUUUAAGUUCAAAGAGCGUUACAUAGUAUUCUCAGACGAAAGUUCAAUCGAGCAAUUCCUGACAGAUCCAGAUGGCUAUCUUCAAAAAGUGAUUGACAUCUGUAGGGCUAAUCCAGAAUUGAUUCAUCUGCUAAAGCUUCAGGAAGAUUUCCCAGAUGCUUCGCUAACAGCUCUGUUACAAGGAAAGGAUGGAAUGCAUCCAUUGUUCUCGAUCUCUCCUCUGAUGGUGAACAAAGCUGUUGAAACUCCUACUCAUUUCAUAGAGAAGCAUAUCUCCCCUGACUACCACUGGAACGAAUGGGAAUUGAGGAAGAAGGCACUACAGAUGGCUAAUAUUAGGAACAAGCAGACAGUAAGCAGUCAGACCUUACUUUCAAACUUCAGAAGAGAGAACGAUACUCAGACAUGGCUUCCAAAGGACCAAGAGACCAAUACCGGCAAGAGCGUUGGAGUCCAGAUCAGGGACCCCAAGCAAUGGAGAGGAACUGAGCACGAUUCAAUGCCAUAA
Molecule: messenger RNA, 1875 nt
Organism: Moneuplotes crassus
Lineage: Eukaryota; Ciliophora; Spirotrichea; Euplotida; Euplotidae
Source: the annotation of a GenBank genome assembly